Messenger RNA from Hirsutella rhossiliensis, 513 nucleotides. RefSeq lists its product as uncharacterized. The record is from RefSeq and is a predicted model, not a curated record. The coding region runs from base 1 to 513 and encodes 170 amino acids. The transcript has a single exon. Lineage: Eukaryota; Fungi; Ascomycota; Sordariomycetes; Hypocreales; Ophiocordycipitaceae.
AUGGCUUCGCAUUCUCGUGACAACCACCUCCGGGCUCUGCGUCACGUCUACACCGCCAACGACCCCCUCAGCAGACAAGCCGUCUUCACCAAAGUGCGAGAAGGCGCCCAGACCACCUACAGCGAGGGCGGCUUGGCCAUUGACACCAUCUACGGGGCAUCCACGCUGGACACGCACCCCGGCCAGGACAGCGAGGCUGCAGCCCGCAGUGCGCUCGGAGCCGGUGCCGCGAGCCCGGGCGGGACCGUCUGCAGGGUCGUCGACUUUGCACCCCUGCACGAAUGCGCCAUGAGCCGCGGCCAGAACCUCGACUACGCGGCCGUGAUUGAGGGCAGCAUUGUGCUGAGCCUGGACUCGGGCCAGGAGACGAGGCUGGAGCGCGGCGACGUGGCUGUACAGCGGGCGGCGAGCCACGUCUGGCGGAACCCGAGCAAGACGGAGUGGGCCAGGGUGUUUUUCGUCCUCCAAGAUUCUUCACCGACCACGCCGAGCAGCAGCAAGUGCUACAUAUAG